Messenger RNA from Cylicocyclus nassatus, 747 nucleotides. Lineage: Eukaryota; Metazoa; Nematoda; Chromadorea; Rhabditida; Strongylidae. The record is from the annotation of a GenBank genome assembly.
AGGUCCUCGAUUUUGCAAAAGCUGGUCCACAAUCUGCGAUGGGCGGAGUCGUUGCGACUGCAAUUAUCAAUGCAGAAACGAUGGUGGCACUUUUCUCCACAGUUGCUAGUCCUGGGCAUGAGUGAUGAUAGUUCGAGCAGCUCCACAGGAACACCCGAGAAGUUUAGAAUUGAGAUAGUUCAGAAAAGCUUUAGUGCGUCUUCAGAACUUCAAGAAGAGGAUGUCGAGCUCGGCCAUUUCAUCGACGCCUAUAUAGAGUUGAAUAAAUUUAUCGGUUUGCUUGGUAAAAUAUUCCAUUUCGUACAAGUUGAUGUCCGAGAGAAGACGGCAAAGUUGAGAGAGCUCUAUCAAAAGGCACCGACUUAUCAGAGCGUAAAGAAGAUGAUAGCUUUUGAACACGAAAAUAAAGACUACACCGGAUCAAAAGCUCUUCUUGCAUUGCAUCGUGCCUUGGAAUUCAUCUGUGCCUUCAUCAACGCUCUGGCGGAAAGUACGAAUGAAGACAGUGUUUCUUUGAUCUGUCGCAAAACUUACGAGGAUACAUUAGCAAGGUUCCACCCUUGGGUCAUUCGGAAAGCUGUCGGAUUAGCCUCAUACACUCUCCCCUCUCGUGGUCAGUUGAUCACUUCCAUACAGGGAAGCAUGCCCGAGGAGAGUUAUUGCAUUCUAACCUUGCCUUCAAAAUCCCAGUUUAGUGUGCAUAGUAUAACAGCAUCAUAUAUUCAAGCCCUGUCCUACAUCGAAUAG